AUGUCCUCCCACUCGACCUCGCGUGACUCCGUCAUCAAGCACCAGCCUACCCCCGUAGCCCCGCCAGAGCCCACCACCGCGACUUCUGGCAGGCGUGCAGCCUUCCGUGCGAGCGCGUCCCACAUCUACGACAGGGUCACCACCCGCCAUGGCUGGCUCGGCGACUACGACUACGCCUGGCUCUGCUUGCCCACUCUCCCCUUCUCCCUCCCCGGUCGCUUCAAGGGAAAGAAGAGACAAGUCGGCCCGCCCUUCUACGCCCUCGAGAGCGAGCUCCCCAUCCUGGUGGCCAUGACCACAGGCUUGCAGCACGCUCUCGCCAUGUUGGCCGGCCUCAUCACCCCGCCCAUCAUCUUCGCCAGCAGCCUCAGUCUCGACGGCGAGACCAGCGCGUACAUGAUCUCCGCAAGUCUCAUCGGAUGUGGCAUCCUCAGUCUCGUCCAGAUGUCGCGCAUCCACCUCUGGCGCAACUUCUACCUCGGCACCGGUCUCCUCUCCGUCGUCGGUACCAGCUUUUCCACCCUCAGCACCGCUUCCUCCGUGUUCGACAAUAUGUACGCCGACGGCACAUGCCCCACCACCACUGCCGCUGACGGCACCGUAACGCGUCUCGCCUGCCCCGACGCCUACGGUUACAUCCUCGGCACCUCGCUCAUCUGCUCCUUCCUCGAGAUAUUCAUGGCCUUCGUCCCCCCGCGCACCCUCAAGCGCAUCUUCCCCCCUAUGGUCACCGGCACCGUCAUCCUCCUCAUCGGCGCGUCCCUCAUCGGCUCCUCCGGCAUCCCCAACUGGGGCGGCGGCUCCAACUGCGAGGGCCGCCCCACCACCGGCGACUACGUCUACUGCCCGUCCAACUCCGCGCCCCGGCCCGCUCUGUGGGGCAGCCCCGAGAUGAUCGGCCUCGGCUUCCUCUCGUUCGUCUCGAUCAUCCUCACCGAGCUCUUCGGCUCGCCCUUCCUCAAGAACAUCUCCAUCAUCGUCGGCCUCGCCAUUGGCUGCAUCGUCGCCGGCGCCACGGGCUACAUCGACGGCUCCUCGAUCACAUCCGCGCCUGGGAUCACGUUCUUGUGGGUGAAGACGUUCAGGAUCCGGGUGUACCCGCCCGCGAUUCUGCCCAUGCUGGCGGUGUACAGCGAUUGGAGACGUGACGGCCUCUGCAGAGUAUCCCGUGUCGCCGUCGACGGCGAGGAGUUCGACUCUCGGAUCCAAGGCGGUGUCCUGAGCGACGGCCUCGGCGGGUUCAUGUCCGCGCUGUUCACCGUCGCGCCGCUCUCGCUCUUCGCGCAGAACAACGGCGUCAUCGCCGAACGCGGGCGGUGGUGCUGCUUCUUCCUCAUCCUCUUCGGCGUCCUCGGCAAGAUCUCCGGCGUCUUCCUCGCGAUCCCGAACCCCGUCCUCGGCGGCGUGACGACGUUCCUGUUCGCGUCCGUCGCGGUCUCGGGGGUGCGCGUGCUCGCGUACAACCGCUUCACGCGGCGGGACCGCUUCGUGCUCGCCGCGGCGCUCUCCUUCGGGCUCGGGGACAUCCUCGUGGCCGACUUCCUCACGUACCUCUUCGCGGGCGUGCGCACGAACAACAAGGGCCUGCAGGGCUUCCUCGACAGCAUCACGAUCGUGAUCAGCACGCCUUGCCUGAUCGCGGUGCUCCUCAACUUGAUCCUCCCGCAGGAGGAUGAUCAGAACGGGGACGACGACGACGUCAUCGAGCGCGGCAUCGAGCGCGAGGUCGUGCACGUCGAGGCGGCGGAGCGCGGGCACGACGAGAAGAAGAUGUAG
Fomitopsis serialis is the source of this 1776-nucleotide messenger RNA. RefSeq names its product permease family-domain-containing protein. The record is from RefSeq and is a predicted model, not a curated record. Gene Ontology annotation, molecular function: xanthine transmembrane transporter activity. Bases 1 to 1776 code for a protein of 591 amino acids. Gene Ontology annotation, biological process: transmembrane transport; xanthine transport. NCBI's taxonomy places the organism in Eukaryota, Fungi, Basidiomycota, Agaricomycetes, Polyporales, Fomitopsidaceae. Gene Ontology annotation, cellular component: fungal-type vacuole; membrane. The transcript is spliced from 10 exons.